Molecule: messenger RNA, 2270 nt
Organism: Cottoperca gobio
Lineage: Eukaryota; Metazoa; Chordata; Actinopteri; Perciformes; Bovichtidae
Gene: prodha
Product: proline dehydrogenase (oxidase) 1a
Exons: 14
Coding region: 1-1872 (623 amino acids)
Cellular component (GO): mitochondrion
Molecular function (GO): proline dehydrogenase activity; FAD binding
Source: RefSeq, a predicted model, not a curated record
AUGUCGUACACUAAGUUUGUAGCAGCUCUUGUUCGUGCCAACUCGGGCAAAGUCAGGAAUAUACGCAUAUCAACCGGAAGAUGUCGGUCAACAGUGGCAUCCACCAAGAGACGAGAAGAGAAAGAUCAACAGGUCGAUGGGUGCAGCGUGGUGGCAGCUGUGCCGGUUGAACUCAUCAGCGAGAGCAAAAAUGUUAAAAACAAGAAGUUAAAUAACAUCCACAUUGACUUCGACAAUACGGAGGAAGCCUACAAAAGCAAAGAUAACAUUGAACUGCUUCGAAGUCUGCUGGUCUUCAAGCUUUGCACCAUUGACGUCCUCGUUGAUAAGAACAAAGAGUUGAUAGCUCUGAGUAGGAAGGUGUUUGGUCAGUGGAUGUUUGAGAAGCUGAUGAAGUUGACCUUCUAUGGUCAGUUCGUGGCAGGGGAAGACCACAACUCCAUCAAACCUUUAAUUCAGAAGAAUCAAGCCUUUGGUGUGGGAGCAGUUUUGGACUAUAGUGUUGAAGAGGACUUGACACAAGAGGAGGCAGAGAAGAAGGAAAUGGAUGCAUGUGUUUCUGAAGCAGAGAAAGGAAGUCCAGGUGCUGAUCAUCGUGAGAAGAAGUACAAGGCCCAUCGUCAGUUCGGCGACCGGCGUGGAGGGGUUACUAGUGCUCGUACAUACUUCUAUGCAGAUGAGUCCAAAUGUGACAACCAAAUGGAGACGUUCAUCAACUGCAUUAAAGCCUCUGGGGGAGCGUCAGCAAAUGGAUUUUCUGCCAUCAAAAUGACCGCUCUCGGGCGGCCACAGUUCCUUCUCCAGUUUUCAGAAGUCCUGGUUAAAUGGAGACAUUUCUUUAACUUCCUCGCAGCACAACAGGGGAAAUCUGAAAUGAUGGUUUUGGAACAAAAGCUGGAGCUGGAACAACUCAAGGAAAGUUUGACUAAGAUGGGCGUUGGAGCCAAGGAUGACAUCGAGAAUUGGAUUACUGGGGAGAAGCUGGGUCUCUCGGGAGCGAUAGAUCUGCUGGACUGGAACGGUUUGAUAAAUGACACAACAGCAAUCUCCAAUCUGCUUAUGGUGCCAAACCUUGCUAAAGGUCAUCUGGAACCUCUGUUGAACAAGUUUACAGCCGAGGAGGAGAGGCAGAUGAAGAGAAUGCUACAGAGGCUGGACGUCCUCGCCAAGCACGCUAUGGAGAAUGGGGUGAGGCUAAUGGUGGACGCCGAGCAGACGUACUUCCAACCAGCUAUUAGUCGACUGACCCUGGAAAUGCAGAGAAAAUUCAACACAGAAAAGCCAAUCAUAUUCAACACUUACCAGUGUUACCUCAAGGAAGCCUAUGACAAUGUAACUAUGGAUGUUGAGCUGUCACGACGGGAAGGCUGGUACUUUGGUGCCAAACUGGUUCGUGGAGCCUACAUGUACCAAGAGAGAGACAGGGCCAAAGAGAUUGGCUACGAAGACCCGAUAAACCCAGAUUAUGAGGCGACCAACAGGAUGUACCACAAGUGUUUGGAGUAUGUGUUGGAGGAGAUCGAACACAGCAGGAAAGCAAAUAUCAUGGUUGCAACUCACAACGAGGACACAGUGAAAUAUACCCUUGAAAAAAUGAAUGAGAUGGGCCUUUUACCCACGGAAAAUAAAGUUUACUUUGGACAGCUGCUGGGCAUGUGUGACCAGAUUAGCUUCCCGCUAGGUCAAGCAGGUUUCCCAGUCUACAAGUACGUUCCCUACGGCCCCGUCAACGAGGUCAUUCCUUAUCUGUCCCGCCGCGCUCAAGAGAACCGUGGCUUCAUGAAGGGAUCCCAGAGGGAGCGCAGCCUCCUGUGGACGGAGCUGAAGCGCAGAGUGCUGGGUGGACAGAUUUUCUACAAACCUGUGUACUGAGUCACAGGAGCUCAACAUACUAACUGCAGUGUGUCUUUAAGCAUUCCACCGGCUUUACCUGCUCACGGCUCUUUGUAGAGGAAUGUUAAUGUCCCCGUAUGGAGGAAGGUUUUGCAGUUUUACUGACAUUUGCAAUAGAGAUUCAUUUUUCUUUUAGCAGUAUAUUUAAUACAAACGUGUUUAAAGCACCGCCAUAAUGACGCAUUGUUUAGAUACAUGUGAGGCUCCAUUAAGAAGUGAGGAUUGUUUUUUUUGUCUCUAAAUCAGAAUUGGUUUAGAGGCUCAGAAAGGUAAAUUGAGUAUGAAUAGCUAACUUGUAUAUCUAUAUAUCUAUAUCUAUAUAUCUAUAUAUCUAUAUAUCUAUAUAUCUAUAUAUCUAUCUAUCUAUCUAUCUAUAU